AACUCGCGGAUCAAAAUGCAGCAAAAGCGCAGAGAACCCGUGCAGGCAGUUCAGGUCUUCGGACGCAAGAAAACCGCCACCGCUGUCGCAUAUUGCAAGCGUGGCAGUGGUCUCCUGAAGGUGAACGGACGCCCUCUGGAGCAGAUUGAGCCCAAAGUUCUGCAGUACAAACUGCAGGAGCCUCUCUUGUUGCUCGGCAAGGAAAAAUUCGCCGGUGUGGACAUCCGUGUGCGCGUUAACGGUGGUGGUCAUGUCGCCCAGAUCUAUGCCAUCCGUCAAGCUAUUUCCAAGGCCCUAGUUGCCUUCUACCAGAAGUAUGUCGAUGAGGCCUCAAAGAAGGAGAUCAAAGACAUUCUGGUGCAAUACGACAGAACCCUGCUGGUCGGCGAUCCACGCCGUUGCGAGCCCAAGAAAUUCGGUGGUCCAGGAGCCCGUGCUCGUUACCAGAAGUCGUACCGUUAAACUCUUCUGUCUGGUUUUCAAUUUGGAUUAGAGAUAUUUUUUACAAUUUGAAAAUGGUUUGCGCGCAAGUGUGAAUAAAACGGAAUAAUUAACAGUAAGA
Messenger RNA from Drosophila persimilis, 562 nucleotides. It is a transcript of the gene RpS16, whose product is annotated as 40S ribosomal protein S16. The coding region runs from base 16 to 462 and encodes 148 amino acids. Gene Ontology annotation, biological process: translation; maturation of SSU-rRNA from tricistronic rRNA transcript (SSU-rRNA, 5.8S rRNA, LSU-rRNA). Gene Ontology annotation, cellular component: ribosome; cytosolic small ribosomal subunit. The record is from RefSeq and is a predicted model, not a curated record. NCBI's taxonomy places the organism in Eukaryota, Metazoa, Arthropoda, Insecta, Diptera, Drosophilidae. Gene Ontology annotation, molecular function: structural constituent of ribosome; RNA binding. The transcript has 5 exons.